Bactrocera oleae (olive fruit fly) is the source of this 2070-nucleotide messenger RNA. The record is from RefSeq and is a predicted model, not a curated record. Lineage: Eukaryota; Metazoa; Arthropoda; Insecta; Diptera; Tephritidae.
GAAAGAAAAACACUGACAACGGUCCAAAUGGGAAAUGUAAAAAUUAAAUGACAAAUGCUAGUGAAGAUAACGAAAGAGAGAUAAGAAAAACGUAUGAUAGGAUUUGAAUCGUGUUGAGGAAUUUUAGAACCGAUUGGAGAUAAGUGCGUUUUGUAGGAAAUAACUUAGAAAAAAAUUAUAAAUUUAUAUUCAUGCAAAAUGAGUAUUAACACGGGACGCGUAGCUGGUGAUAUGCUUUACGGCACAACACUAUCUGCUGAAUCUAUGAAAGUGAUAGCAGAGAGCAUUGGUGUGGGUUCAUUACCGGAUGAUGCCGCCAAGGAACUGGCAGAAGAUGUCAGCUUUAAAAUUAAGCGAAUUGUGCAGGAUGCUGCAAAGUUUAUGCAUCACUCAAAACGCGAGCGUUUGUUGUUAAGCGAUAUUGAUCAGGCACUCAAAGUGCGCAAUAUAGAACCACAAUAUGGUUUCACGGCUAAUGAUUUUGUACCCUUUCGAUUUGCAUCGGGUGGCGGACGAGAAUUACAUUUCAUUGAAGAAAAAGAAAUGGAUUUAAAUGAAAUUGUGCAAAGUGGUGCACCCAAAGUACCAUUGGAUAUAACUUUAAGAUCUCAUUGGUUAGUAGUAGAUGGAAUUCAGCCGACUAUACCUGAAAACCCACCGCCAUUAUCGAAAGACUCUCAAGCAUUGGAGUCUGUAAACCCUAUAGUAAAAUUAGAACAAGGUGUGACAAAAGAUGCAGCAGGUAAACCAGCUACGGGGAAAAUACAUAAGCUACGUAAUGUGGAAACAGUGCAUGUUAAACAGUUAGCUACGCAUGAGUUGUCAGUAGAACAACAGCUGUAUUAUAAAGAAAUCACCGAAGCCUGCGUUGGUUCUGACGAACCGCGACGUGGCGAAGCGCUUCAGUCGCUGGCAUCAGACCCUGGACUGCACGAAAUGUUACCACGUAUGUGCACUUUUAUAGCGGAAGGUGUGAAAGUAAAUGUUGUGCAAAAUAACCUGGCGUUACUUAUUUAUCUGAUGCGUAUGGUGCGCGCACUCUUGGAUAAUCCAUCAUUAUAUCUAGAGAAAUAUUUACAUGAGUUGAUACCAUCGGUCACCACAUGCAUUGUCUCCAAACAACUAUGCAUGCGACCGGAAUUGGACAAUCACUGGGCAUUGCGGGAUUUCGCCUCACGUCUAAUGGCGAUGAUAUGCAAAAAUUUUAAUACCUCCACGAAUAAUCUGCAAACGCGUGUAACACGCAUCUUCAGCAAAGCACUACAAAACGACAAAACCCAUUUAUCUUCACUGUACGGUGCUAUUGCGGGACUAACAGAAAUGGGCGCGGAAGUGGUUAAAGUUUUCAUCAUACCGCGCUUGAAAUUUAUAUCUGAACGUAUUGAACCACUGCUGCAAGGCAACCAAAUGCAGAGUAACACUGAUAAAACAGCAGCUGGUCACAUACGCGCCAUGCUGCAAAAGUGCUGCCCACCAGUACUUAAACAAAUACGUCGUUCGCCAGAUUAUACAGAAGAAUAUAGAAAUGAUUACGGCUUUAUGGGUCCAGCACUAUGUCAGGCAGUAAUAAAAGCACGCAAUGCACCACCUUCAACCACCACGCCUACACCUAGCAGUAUUUCUAAUGCACCUAUUACCUCAGCGGCAGCUACUGCAUCAACGGUGGGUCGUCCACAAGUGGCGCAAAUUAAUUCUGUUGUAACGGCUAUACCUCAGUUGCGUGCCAUACAACAUCCAAGUCAACCACCACAAAAGUUUGUCAUCGUUUCGCAGGCGAGCACCCAACAAGCUCAACAACAACAGCAACAAGUACAACAUAUACAGCAGCACGCACAGCAACAACAAGUGUCGGCUAUACAUCAACGACCGGCGACACCGCAGUCGGUGUUGUUAACAACACAAUUGAAUGGUAGCGGCGGUAGUGGUGGUAGUGUGACUAAUUCGCUUUUGAAUAUAAGUGAUAGAGCGUCUGUCGACUCAAAUUCCAUUAUCAUUGAAACUGAAGAAAUACGCGCACCACCUGAGUUAGACGAUCUAUCGCAUUUGGAAUAAGACAAAAACGUACAAGAA